Molecule: messenger RNA, 2373 nt
Organism: Cryptosporidium muris RN66
Lineage: Eukaryota; Apicomplexa; Conoidasida; Eucoccidiorida; Cryptosporidiidae
Exons: 1
Coding region: 1-2373 (790 amino acids)
Biological process (GO): protein histidyl modification to diphthamide
Molecular function (GO): diphthine-ammonia ligase activity
Source: RefSeq, a predicted model, not a curated record
AUGAAAAUCGUUGGAUUGAUAUCAGGUGGAAAGGAUAGUAUGUUUAACUUGAUGUGCUGUAAAUAUAUGGGUCAUGAAAUAGAAGUUGUCGCACAUAUGAAUCCUCCAGAAAAUUCACUAGAACUAGAUAGCUACAUGUAUCAAAGUAUUGGAAAGGAAUUGAUUCCAAUGGUAGCUGAAUGUUUGGAAAUCCCAUUAAUUCAAUUUAAUAUUAAAGGAAAACCUAUUAAUAAAGAAAUGCAAUAUAUAAGUACAUAUGGAGAUGAAGUAGAAGAUUUAUACAAAGCACUUAAAUAUAUUAAAGAAAAUUAUCCAUAUAUUGAAGGAAUAAGCUGUGGAGCAAUAAUGUCUAAUUAUCAAAGAUGUAGAUUGGAAGAAAUAGCUGCUCGUCUUGAUUUGGAAUGUUUAUGUUAUUUGUGGAUGUUACCUGAAGUUCCAUUAUUAUAUAGAAUGAUUGAAUCAGGCUUGGAAAGUAUUGUAAUAAAAGUAGCAGCUUAUGGAUUGAAUGAUUCAUUUUUAGCCAAAUCAAUUGAACAAAAUUUGUUGGGAUUUCUAAAUAUACAAGAUAAUAUAUGCAGGGAUUUUCAUUGCUGUGGUGAAGGUGGAGAGUUUGAAACAAUAACAAUAAAUGCACCUAAAAUAUUAUAUCCCAAUAAAAUGAUUUCCAUUGAAAGGUUUGAAAGAAUUUGCCUCGAUAAUAAUCCACUUGCUCCUGUAUAUGUAAUUAAACCAAACACAUUUUAUGUUAAAGAUAAAGAUAAUCAAGAGAAAGUUGAAGAUGAUAAAGAUAUUAUUCCUUUACCAUUUUUAAAUGAUAAAUAUUGUCUUGAAUAUUAUUUAUUGAGGACUGGAAUUUACUUAAAUCCUCCAAGUUCAUUUAGAAGGACAUCUUCAAAAUUACAAUUAAACAACAAUAAUAAUACAUAUUAUGAAGAUGAUAUAUUUUGCUUUAUUAUUGGUAAACGUUAUUUUAUAAAUUGGACAAGUUUAUCCUUGGAAAUAUCAAAUAAUUAUUGUUUAGUUGAUAUAUUAAAGCAAACAUUGGGAUUUUAUGAAAAUUGGCAACAUAUUUGGACUCCUAUAUCAUACUACAUUAUAAUUCCAACACUCAUAUUAUCUAAAUAUGAUAAAGAACAGAUAUUUAAAAAGAUAAAGUGUAAAUGGUACGAGAAAUUAGUUGAUUUAUGCCCAAAAUGGAAUCCUAUAAUAAUAAUUGACUUUGAUAAUACAAAAAAGGAAAUACACCACUUGAUGAUAUUUCAACAUAUUGAACAAUCCAUAGAUAAUUGUAAUAUUCAAAAUAGAAAAUUGGAUAAUUCUUUCAAGUUUUUAACAAUGAAUACAUCUACAUCAUAUUCUUCAUAUGGUUAUAGAAUACCAAGGCCAUUUAGUACAGCAUUGAUAUUAUCCAAUAAUAACUUUUCAGCAGGCUGUAAUGAUAUAAAAUCCAAUCUAUUUAUUUUAUCAUCACCUAUUCCAGGAGUAAUACCUCAUUCUGAUUCAGCUCCAACUUUACAACAAAUAAAAUAUUUUGAUAAAACUAAGGAAAGUAUUAAUAGCACUAUUGAAAUAUGUGAUCAUAAUUUAUGUGUCCAAUUAUCUUUAGCACUACGUUCAUAUCGUUGUAAUUUUAGUUCAAGUUUAUACUCUGCGGCUUUUCUUUCAUUUGGUAGUCAUAAUUUAAAAGCUGAUAUUUUCAACUCUGUAUCUUUAUGGAUUAUUAGGAUUGAUAGUUCUAAAACUAAUUAUGGAUAUAAUAAUCAAUAUAUAGAUGAUAUUAUAAAUUACUUUAAAAGUUUAAUAAUAAAAUAUAGUGAUUUUGAAAUAAAGAACUUUGAGAAGAAGGAAGAUUGGUCCACUAUUCACAACUUUUCUAAAAAAUAUGAUAAGUAUAAUAAUCAGUUGGAUCCUUUAAUUGUAUGUGUUAAAGUACCAGGCAUACCUUCUUCAUCAAUAUGUUCAAUUCAACCCUUAGCUAUAUAUAACCCAAUAAAUAAUAACAUAGAAAAACACUCUGUAAGAGUUGAAAUGUGGGACAUUGAUGUUAGACUUGUUUAUGGGAUAUCGGCUUGUUGUAUAUUUAGAUCUAAUACUACUUAUAAAGAUGACAUUUUAAGUCAACCAGAUCUUGGAGAAUCUACAGAAAUUUAUAAAAAGUUGGUAUAUUGUAUUGAACAAGUUUGCUAUAAAUCUGGUUUAAGCAUAGAAGAUUUAAUAUUCUCUACUUUCUUUAUUCGUCCAGAUAUUACAAAAUUUGUCAAUAAUUGGAAAUAUGUUGAUUCAAGUGUUUCUAAGAUAAUUAAGAGCACUAAUACAGUUUGUAUUGAAGAUUCCAAUUCAAGUUUGAUAUUAGUAUUAGCAAUACUUGUUUAA